UCUCAGCUCCGUUCUUUACGACCUCGACGCCGUCCAAAACCCAUUCUGGCGCCGCUAUUAGCUAUCCGAUUCGAUAAAUUCCCCGUAAUCAGUGAUAAAUCGAAUGUCGCGCCGCUGUUAUUUCGAGACGCACGUGGCCCUCGAGUUCGACGAGUGAGCUCUCCUCAAUUACUCACAAACGUCUUCGUCCGUAAACUAACAAUAAAAAUCUCAGAGGGAAUAAAAAAUAUAAACAAGGUUUAUAAUUAGAACGCUCGUUCACGCCGGGUCGCACGGCCGUGAUUUGUCCGAUGGCUGUGAUCUACCGAAAUACCCGCGCAUUAAACUGGCCGUCGCUUGAUGAGCAAAGGCCAGACGCGACAUCGCCACUCGUGCGGACUCUGUAAGCCCGCCACCACGACCCGGCACCAUACCGGCAGCACCGGCGUCGCGCGUUGCAGGCUCCUCACCCCUUGUCAACAACGCGUGCCCACUGUCAUCGUUAGUCUUCAAGACACCAGUCGUCGGUUGAGAUAGGGCAUGGCUACCACAUCGAGGACAAGGAGAAAGCAAGACGAUGAGAAGAAGAAUAAGAAGAAACAGUCGCCAGUCGACGACCGGCCUGUUGUCCCUGCGCCGAGCGAAGCUAUGCUCAAUAACCUCCGCACAGCGUUUGGGCUGUUGGAUCGAGACAGUGACGGGCACGUGACGCCAGCGGAACUGCAAUUCAUGCUCAGGAACCUCGGGAUCGUGGUCAGUGACGACCUCAUCGCGGAUCUCAUAAAGGACGCCAGUAAGACUGGCAAUGGAUUAAUAGAUGAGAAUGAUUUCAUGCAAUGGGUGACAAAAAUACAAGCCAUACAAGGCUUAGAUGUGAGUGCGAGCGGGGGCGACUCUGAGGAGGAAAUAACGAGAGACCUGCUCGCGGCAUUCAAAGUAUUUGAUCGCGAUGACAACGGGUACAUAACGCGGGAUGAGCUGCGUUCCGCAUUAGAGAUGAUCGGCGAACCGGUGACAGACGCACAGCUAAACCAAGUGCUUGCCCUUGGCGACAUCGAUCACGACGGACGCAUUGAUUAUGAAGAAUUCGUGAAGAUGUUGCUGUAAACAUAUUGUGUACCGUCGAGAGCAAACCUCACUAGAUGUAGGUAAUAAUAGAAUAAAGACAAGUGGUCGACGCAGAAAGGGAGCCUCGAACAAAGCUGUAGGACACAGUCUAUGUGUAAAAAUGCUGAGACACGGCUGGAGUGAAAGGAUGAAAAUCUUCUUAAAAAUAUAAGGCCGUCACUACAUGUGAGCUGAUCGUGCGAAUGAUUGUCUCGCGCUUAUGUAAGUGUUAUUAAAGUAUGCCAUUAAUUGAACCUAGACCCGAGUGCCGCAUGACGUGUGUGAGCGGGAAAUGAUAUCGCUCAGUCAUGUGAGCGGAUUACAAGUAAAUGAUUUCUAGGUAAGGCUGCACACACAUCAAAUCGAUACAGAAUACUGUUUCAACAACCAUCCAUGUUUACAUGACUCCCACUAAGUUGUAGAUUUUGUGUUGCUGUAGACGUCACUUCGCUGGUGAUGUGUCUGGACCCUAAGCCUUUUUGUAUUGAAGGUAGAGAUUAAGUAUUUGUACAUAGAAUUAAUUUUGUAUGUAUAUUACAAUAACUUUAUUACUUACGUAGUGCAACUAAUUUAGAGUUUACGAAAAUCGUAAUUUUUAUUCACCUUUUCUAUGUCGACGAUUCCGCGGUAUUUGUGUACUCGAUUGCCUCACAGUAUUUUUAUUAAAAUUGUAUUUUACUAGUCAUGAUAUCGACAUUUGUCCAUCCAGUUAAAAAUGCUUUUUUAAUACUUAACAUACGUAUUAAUUAUAUAAAAUAUUUGUUCUAAGUAGAGAUUUUAUUUAGAUAAGUAUAUGUGGAGAUUGUUGGAAAUAAGUGUACGUACUUUUAUUAUAGAUAUCUAUUUUCUAAGAUCAAGAAGAAUUGUCCUAAAAGAUAAAGUAUUAUAAUUUACGUAUCAUUUAGAAUUCUUUUUAUAAUAAUGUUGUAACUGGUGGCAGCUGAAAUAAAAGCAACGAUGUUUUCAAAUAAUUUUUAACUAGUAUUAUUUAAAAAAUCGGUAUGAUAUAAAUUGAAAUUAUUCUAUUGCUAAUUUAUGUAAUGUAUGUUACGUUAAAGUCGGCUAAAUUUGAUAACCUCGAACUCCGUUUUUGCAUGAUAUCUUUUUCUUAGUUUUCAAGCGCAAAGCUGAAAAUGUAAUUUGUAGACCCUUUUUUGAUUAAAAAAUAAGGGUAGGUAUAAUCAUAGAUUGUUAUAUAAUUAUUUCCAGUAAUUCUGUUUUUGUACCUAUUCAAAAAUGGACGUUACGAGAUUUACGGAUUUAUCCGAUUAUGAAAAUUUUGGCUAUCACCAGUUUCAAUACCGUUAAAGUACAUCAGGAAACAAUUAUAGGUAACAAGUUGAAUUGACACCGAAACUUGAGGAGUAUAAAAUUAUGGAAGUGAUACAAUACCAAAAUUACUUAUUAAUUAAAAAUAUUAAUUAAAAUGUACAAAUGAAAUGUACUAAUUCUAGGACGAAUUUUGUUGUUUUGAUGUUAGAGCGAAUGCGAUGCCCUAUACAACAACUUCACGCUCAUUGAUAUCUUUAUUAUACAUAAAUAAUUUGUAUAUAUACUUACUACAAUUCAGGUAGUGUUCUCCUAUGUUGUACUUCAAUUGAAAUGUACUUAGAUCGUUGAUUUUGUUUUCUGUUAAUUCAUACAGUUGUUUGAACGUCUCAUAAAGAGUAAUUUUAUGGUUGUGAAGUAUAAUUUAUAUAGAAAUAUUGUAUUCUAUUUUCCAAAUAUUAUUUUUAUUGAGAGUUUUUAAUAUUACAGAGUUUAUGCAAGUGUGAACUAUUAAGUAUUACCUAAAUAACUAUUAUUAAAUAACAUAACGGCCUCCGUGGUCGAGUGGCUUGCACACCAUGGUGUCACCAUCUCUGAGGUCCCGGGUUUGAUUCCC
Hyposmocoma kahamanoa is the source of this 2971-nucleotide messenger RNA. RefSeq names its product calcium-binding protein E63-1 (gene Eip63F-1). The record is from RefSeq and is a predicted model, not a curated record. Lineage: Eukaryota; Metazoa; Arthropoda; Insecta; Lepidoptera; Cosmopterigidae. Gene Ontology annotation, molecular function: enzyme regulator activity; calcium ion binding. The transcript has 7 exons. Bases 520 to 1086 code for a protein of 188 amino acids.